Molecule: messenger RNA, 6309 nt
Organism: Halichondria panicea
Lineage: Eukaryota; Metazoa; Porifera; Demospongiae; Suberitida; Halichondriidae
Product: nuclear pore complex protein Nup205-like
Exons: 40
Coding region: 148-6153 (2001 amino acids)
Biological process (GO): nuclear pore organization
Cellular component (GO): nuclear pore inner ring; nuclear pore
Molecular function (GO): structural constituent of nuclear pore
Source: RefSeq, a predicted model, not a curated record
AACCACGUGGAGUAGUGACAGCUUGUACGUGCUCCAGCUCAAGUCAUAUCUGCAGCCCUACACUACUUUCCUGAGGUUGUAUCUUCAGUCACAGUGAGUGUGAGGGAGACUGUGAUCUUUUUGUGCAGUAUUUAUUGAUCUGGAGUGAUGUCAGCUGGCGGGGUGUGGGCUCCCUACAAGGAGCUGGCUGGCACAGUCAAUGCUGCCAUAGUGGGCAAGCAAGACAAUGUCUACUAUAGCCUGGAGGCAGUGCUACAGAAACACAAGCCUGACUUCAUAUCUCUGCUCAAGAAUCCACCUAAAAAUGUGUCUGAUCGACAGCUAGUCCUCAAGUCAGUGAAGGAUGGCCUCUCCCUGCCCACUCUACCCAACCUGCACACACUCCCUCAAGACUUCAUCGAUGAGGCUCUUAUUCUGAGUGAUAUUCUCGAUCUAAAUGAAGUGUCGUCUGUGGAACUUCUUGUGGCCGGGGAACAGCAGUUGCCACGGUUCCCUAAUCUCACUCGAGGGUUGGUGGCAGUCCUGCUCUACUAUGAUGGUCGACGUAGCCUUGUCUCCGCCCUCCGUACCCUCGUCCAGGCGAGAGAGGGGGUGUGUUGGACCCUUGACCUCCCCCCUCACACAUCACACUUUGUCACAAGCUUCACAAAUGACCUCAUGAUCUUUGAUAAGGGGACCGGUGAAGGGAUUGUGGAUCGUAUACUAUCGCUAUUGGAUACCAUCACCGUGACAACAGAGCUGGAGCGAUUGUCCAAAGGCCGUGCUAUAGGUGACCCGAAACACAAGGCUAGAUUGGUGUACUUCAUUGAAGAGAUUCGCACGGCCCUGGCCGACUGUCUACUUUACUGGGCCAUUCAAAACCCUUUCAACGAAGGCAACAGUCUCAAAUUGAUACGAUACCUGUCCAAGGUUACCUUGGAUACGCCGGGAAUGAGGGAGGCAGCAAAGGUUUCAGCGACACCUCUCGAGAAGAGCCAGAAGUUCGCCAGUGCUGAGUCUACAGACUGCAUAUUGUUCCAUGCUCUACUGGCCUGCUUCAAUAUCGGAGAAAUCACACCAGAGAGUGCAGUGGAUGAGUCAAUGUUGGACGACCAUUAUCCUGCUCUCUCUGCGACCUUUGUACCCUCCAUCCAUGCCGAGCUACUAAAAGGUGAUUGGUCGACUCCCGAGCUCCACUCUGCCGUAAUGUUUGCGUGGGCGGUGCUUCUGAGAGAGUGCUCUAGUCGGGCGUCCUUUGCUGGUGUGACGGAGCUUGAAGAUGAUGGUGCUAUAAUGGACAUUCACCUGGGGCCUGCUCUGGUGUUCACACGUCAGUCCAUCCUCACAUGUCCUCACUUCCUAGAGGAGGAACACUUGGUCAAGAUAUUACACCAUCAACUAACAAGCUUCAUCAUCCACUAUCCACUCAAGAUCAAAGAGGUGCGUAACCAAGGUGACGAGAUAGCGCGAGUGAACUCUGACCUUGUACUCCCGUCCAAGAGAGUGUGUGAGGAGCUAAUGAAACUGAUUGGUGAUCUCUACUCUCAUGACCCCCAUGACCUCCAGCUGUCCCUGGAGUUCUGGUCCCCCACCACUGACCACACCCAUCAAACACCCGGACUACAUCACAGAGUCCCCCAGCGUCAGAUCAGUCUGUACAAGUUCAUCAGUACAUGUUCGGACCUCCUGCCCGCCCCCCUAUUCCCGGCACUCAUGCACAUGCUAGUGGGGCUGGCUAGCUCCACCCACUCCGCCCACCACACAUUCAACUACCUCAAGGCCAACAGUCCCAGCCUAGGGGGUGGUGGUGCUAGCGCUGCUAUUUCAUUGGAGCAUUUCUUCCUCUCUCUCAAGCAGUACUACCUGGAGCUCAAGAAAGAGGGCGGAUCCAGGGCCACACCUACUGGGUCACCGAUAACCCCUUUGGAGCUGGACGGCCUCAGGGGGGUGCUCUCUCUCAUAAGGAUUAUUGCAAAAUAUGACGAAAAUGCUCGUAUUGUCAUGUACGAGAACCAGUCAUGGUUACCGGUAGCGUCUCUAUUCGGAUUGGUCGGUUGCCCUGUACCACGAGAACUGAAGGCAGACGUAUUAGAGACACUGGCUGUGUUUGCCCGCACUCCAGAAAUUGCCGCCUCCAUGUGGCAUACCCUAGAGGUCGCACAGAUACUCACGACAAGUCACGCUAAGGUGCCAACACACGACUCACGAGCUUUUGGUCACCAUGGCAAUCAAGACGGUGGUAUUCAGGUUGAACUAGACGAGCUUGAGUCUCAGAUUGAAGAGUACUGUCUCACGAGAGCAUUUCUGUCCCUCCUCAACGCCCUGAUUGAUGUGCCACCCCCUCCUGGUCUGGGGGCGGGGCACAGGGUACCAGGGUUUGACCCCUACCUAGAGUUCGUGCGUGAUAAUGUGUUCCUGAGGUUUGACUCUCGUGGCUAUCGCAAUGCAGAGGAGAAGUGGCAGGUGGCUAGUCUGGCGCUGGAGAUACUGCACAAGCUGCUUCUCUCGUACGAGGUCUCACCUGAGGAUUUUGUGAACCAAUACUACGACACACCAGAGAUGGGCGGGGCUAUGGUUCCUAAGCAACCAGGACACACUCUCCUACUGCACAUGCUCAACGACUCUAAGCUACUUAGAAAGAUCCGCUCAGUGAUAGACACUGCCUACCUUCAUCUGUCUGACCCUGGCACCACAUCCCCUGAGGCACUGGCACACACGGCACUCCUCUGUCUCAAGAUGCUGGAGACUGCGUUCAGCAAAGAGUCAUCCUUCCUGGAUCAACUGAGGAAUACACAUGAUCAUGGUAUCAUCACAAGCCCUCUGAAUGAGUUGCUAGGCAGCAUCAACUCUCGUACUGGCAAGGCUGACUUCAUCGUAACUAUUGCCAGAUACGCCACACUGACGGAGUGCAGUCCAGAGCUCUCCCUCACUGCAGUGCAGAUACUGACCUGGGUGUGUCAGUCACACUUGUCCGGCUCACAGACUGUCAAUCACAUCCUUAGUGACAAGGAUGUGUGCUCGGAGAUCUUGCAGGGAUUCGUGGAGCAAUUAGAAAUGGAGGUCGAAGGUCAACUACCAACAGAAGGGGACCCCCUCUCGAGUGUGGCGGGUGUACAUCAAGCAGUCAAGCUGGGUAUACUCACACUGCUCUCACUCUGUGUGGACCACCCCCCUCCAAACAUCACACAUCUGUUGCUAGGAUAUGAGACGAGCUCCGAGAAGAGUGUAUCUGAUACCAACCUACAGGACCCUGGUGUGAUGGGUGCUCCUCGUACGUGUCUGCAUUCCAUUCUGUCCCUCCUGGAACACGGACAAGACUCUGGUUGUCAUUACUCCAAUCCAAAACUGGCCGAGCUUUGCUACAAAGUUAUAUACCAGCUGUGUGCCAGUCGUCAUCUCUCCACACCCACCCUCCGCUAUCUCCGUAGCAACCACGAGUUUUUCUCGAGUCAGCUCUCAAAGUUACCUCUGAACGUUUCCAUACUUCAGGACGAGAAUGACGACGGUGUGUUAAACUCUCAGCAGGUGGCUGUGUUGCAUGAGGAGGCGUGGCUUAUCAAGACGCUGGCCGUAGAGCUACGCAUGACCACUCUCAAUCACCAACGUUCACACGCACAGAGGAUCGUCAACCUUCUCCUGAACGAACCGACCAAUGAGAAUGCAGAAAUAGAUCACACAACAGACUAUGGCGAACAAAGUUCGGAUUUCAAUUUUCUUCACGAAAAGAAACGGAAGAUUCUCUUACUUUUGGAUAGCGUGGAUUUCUCGGAGAAAGACACACCCACUUUUGACCUGCAAUUCUUCGACCAAUCGGCUAUGGAAGAAGCGAUCAAGUCAUGUGAAGCUAAGGAGGAGGUGAGUGGGGGUGGGUACACAGACGUGAAGGCACUCCAUCGUCUCCUCAUGAUGGAGCUCAACAUGUUACAGGGAACAGGGGCAGCUGGUCAGAGACAGAGCGUUCUAGAGGAGAUUCACGAGAUUCUGGUAGUGGUGGUGAUGAGGAAUAGGGUGUUUGAUUGUAACCAUGGAAAUAGCGAGUUGUUUGAGAGCUGGCGACAGUUGGUGGAGGUGGCGCUGCACAGUCUGGGUCAGGUGGGGGUCAAGAGUGAGGUCAAAGUGGCAGUUCUCUUCGAGCUCAUACAAGACCUACUAUUGAAGGUGUCUGGUAGCGACUCCUCCGAGCUGACCUCCUCUGUACAAGGGGUGGUCCUCAUGCUCCUCUCUCACCUCCGUCAGACACUGGCCACACCCACUGAGAACCAAGACGCAGAUGGUAGUGAUGGCCUCUCCUCUCUGUACGUGGGUCCCCUGCACGCCAUUCUCAAGGGGCUGGUGGACAACCUCCUUCGAUCUCCAUCGUCCAAUCAGAAGGCCCGAGCCUACCUCAGUGGAGCACUGCUGUAUUACCUCGUGCUCACUAAGAGACAGAAAGAGAGGCAGGGGAAGCAGGCUAGUCUGUGGCGUACUGACAAGGAGGAAGACACUCUCUCCUCUGGGAACCUCUCUGUGCUUUCUAGUUUUGGAGAGUCGUUUAUGGACAUGGUUGCUAAAAAUGCUUGCAGCUGGCAUGCUGUCUCAAGGAUGCUCUCCUUGUCCCUACUCGAUGCCAUUGUUGCCCUGGACUACCCGAGUGUGUGGUUGAGGUUCCUCUCCUCCAAGGGAUACCUACAGAACCUCUGUGCUAGCGUACUAUGGGAAGAUGAGGCUCUCGUUAAGAUGACCACGCCCACUCCCGAGACACUCAGAGCUCUCUAUGUCUACGAGUCAAAAAUGGCUUUUCUCACUCGGGUUGCCAAGGACGCGUACGGAGGUCGUGAACUCGUAACACUCAACGCUGUCAACUACCUCUCACAGUGCAAGUUCAUCGACAACCGUCCGAGUUACCAUGACAAUGCUGGCUACUAUGGCAACAGUCAAUCUAUUGGUCAGGAUGGAUUUGUCCCCAGUGUCAGUGAUCGGUAUCGUCAAGCCUUCCUCCCGCUACUCAAGUUCCUGCUGGCUUUGUUGACGUCACCUGGGGCUCAUCACAAGGAGGCCUGUGCUCAGGUGACAGAUUUGAUUGGAUCGCACUCUGAGAUUUUUGCGACUGUUCUCAAAGAGCAACAUCAGGUGGUUACUAUGGCAACACUACAAGAGCUUGCCCUCGUCACAGCCGUCAUUGGUCACUCGGACGUCGGUCAUGAUUGGUCGUCCCAAAUGGCCACACCCAUUGGCUCUGGUCUGGUUCGUCUACAGCGACUCAUGCUCACACUACUACCACAGUACUGGUCCAAACAGAAUUGGAAGUCACUCGUAAAUCAGGUGACCCAGAGCGAGGGUGGGGAUGGUGUGAGAGGUGUGGACCUUAUGAUCAAUGAGGACGCCUCAUUGGUCGUUCAACAGAUUGCCACCAACCUCGUCUCCUACUGCCGAGUUGCCAUGACAAUUGGAGGCACGGAGUUCUCCUCUCCCUACUGUCGUAUCCUUCUCACCCCACACCUUGCUGAAGCCAUAACGAUGCCAUCCAGCAGAGCGACCUUUGCACCCAUGUCGGGAGCCCACCCCCACUCAUUAGGACUGCUCAUUCAGCACUUGAAAGAGUGUGUGGAUGGUUACGGGUCGUCAUUGGAGACACAUCAACAGAAGAACCGGAAGCUAGAAAGUGGAACGUUGGGAAUGGAAGAUGUUAGAACGCUCUUACCUGCCAACAUGACUGUGGACAAGCUCUCUCCUGCUCAACAGCAGACAGUGGCCAGACAACGCCUCAAGCAACUCGUCACUAACAGGAAGCAAGAGCUACAGCACUACGCAUACUUGAUUGAGAACCUGCUGUACCUGUUGUGGAGACACCUGCAGUACUACCUCGUACACUGUAAGCCGGUGACCUCUGACCCCCAGAUGGUGGGUAUGGCUCGAUCCUCUAUGAGACGAUUGCAAGAGUAUGGUGCCACCCAGAGCGGUGAUUUGACCUUUGACCUGUCUUCGGUGGGGGAGGGAGUGAGUGCAGCAGACCUGGAGUCCCUUAAGAUAGACAUUGGCAAGAGCCUCACUGACGGUCUCUUCAAGAAGCUCCUGGACGUGGAAGAGGCUCAGUUCUCGGCUAGGGUGGAGUUGAGGGUUGGGUUUGUGCAGGCUCUAGUGAGGAGAGUGAGGAGACUGCUCAAACUGAAGGCUGAUGUCCGAACAGAUAUCUGAUCACAUGACUAUCACACGACCCAUGAAACUCUUGAAAAAUACUAAUCUUAGUACUGAACGUUUCUAGGCCAAUUUUAGAAAUAUGUAAUUAUAACUUUAAUUUAAAUUUGACGCUAGGUGCAGUGCUAUAUUGUAAUGAAAUCCAUUUCAAAGUGA